Molecule: messenger RNA, 1410 nt
Organism: Lachancea thermotolerans CBS 6340
Lineage: Eukaryota; Fungi; Ascomycota; Saccharomycetes; Saccharomycetales; Saccharomycetaceae
Product: histidine phosphatase family protein
Exons: 1
Coding region: 1-1410 (469 amino acids)
Cellular component (GO): fungal-type cell wall
Molecular function (GO): acid phosphatase activity
Source: RefSeq, a predicted model, not a curated record
AUGUGGCUGGAGAACAAUAUGCUUAUGGCUCUUGCGGGGCUCUACACAGCACAUGCACUCAGCAUCCCAAAAAAAUACAAGGCCGAUGUUAAAAACAUUGGAACUCAGGAACAUAUCUUUCCGUACCUAGCUGGCUCAGGACCAUAUUUUUCAUAUCCUAACGAUUACGGAAUUUCUGCAGACACACCUAGCGGAUGUGAAAUUUCCCAAAUCCAGCUUCUUGCUAGACAUGGCGAAAGAUACCCCUCCAAGAGCAAAGGCAAGAAGCUUUUAAAAACCUGGAACACGCUUCAACAUUUCCCAUACCAAUUCAAUGGGUCGCUGUCUUUCAUCGACGAUGACUACGAGUUCUUCAUCCAGGACCUGGACAACCUGGAGAUGGAAACUACUACAGAAAACUCUGUAAACGCCAUCAAUCCCUACACGGGUGAAAUGGACGCCAAGAAACACGCCCAAGAGUUUCUUGCACAGUACGCAGAUUUUUUGGAAGACAAUCGUGAGUUUGCCGUCUUUGCAGCCAGUUCCCAAAGAGUGCAUGACACCGCUCAAUUUUUCAUCGACAGCCUGGGAGAUAAGUUCAACAUCUCACUGCAAGUGGUCAGCGAAGAACCCAGUGCCGGUGCCAAUACCCUGUCUCCCGGCUACUCUUGUCCCGCCUGGAAUCCUGAUGAGUACGAAGACAUAAUUGGUAGCUACUCGACGACAUAUCUGAAGGCAAUUGCUGAGCGGCUCAACCGCGAAAACUCCGGUUUAAACUUAACUGUAACAGACGCUUACAAUUUGUUUGAUUGGUGUGCUUUUGAGCUUAAUGCACGCGGAUACAGUGAAAUUUGUGAUGUUUUUAGUCCAGAGGAGCUCAUCCACUACUCCUACUAUGACGAUCUAACAGCCUACUAUGAGGACGGUCCGGGAUACCCCUUGAUUCAGGCGGUCGGUGCGCUGUAUUUCAAUGCUUCAAUCAAGCUACUCCAACAAAGCGAACAACUCGACCAGAAAGUUUGGUUGAGCUUUACUCACGAUACGGAUAUUCUCAACUACUUGACUACGGUCGGUCUAUUUGACGACGAGAAAAAACUGGAUCCUUCUUACAUCCCAUUCAGAAACCAUGUUUUCCACAAGUCUUGGUUCAUCCCCCAAGGUGCCAGAGUUUACACCCAGAAAUACCGUUGCAGCAACGAAUCCUACAUCAGAUAUGUGGUCAAUGAUGCGGUCAUCCCUCUGGAAAACUGCUCAGAUGGUCCUGGUUUUUCGUGUGAAGCUAACAAAUUCUACAAGUAUGCCGAAAACAGAACUGCUAACCAGGACUUUUACCAAUCCUGCAACGUGUCAAGUGUCAGCAACAUCACGGAAUUAACAUUUUUCUGGGACUGGAAUACCACCCACUACAACGCGACGUUGUUAAAGGAAUAG